This is a messenger RNA of Rhineura floridana, 3455 nucleotides long. RefSeq names its product signal transducer and activator of transcription 1 (gene STAT1). Gene Ontology annotation, molecular function: DNA-binding transcription factor activity, RNA polymerase II-specific; RNA polymerase II cis-regulatory region sequence-specific DNA binding. NCBI's taxonomy places the organism in Eukaryota, Metazoa, Chordata, Lepidosauria, Squamata, Rhineuridae. Gene Ontology annotation, biological process: cell surface receptor signaling pathway via JAK-STAT; regulation of transcription by RNA polymerase II; response to peptide hormone. Bases 232 to 2499 code for a protein of 755 amino acids. The transcript is spliced from 26 exons. The record is from RefSeq and is a predicted model, not a curated record.
CUCAAAAUUACUUUCGGUUUUGCCAGUCAGCGACGACUAGAGUGCAAUAGCUGUGGCGGAGGGGUCUGACAGUUGUUGGACCAGCGGAGUAAAUAUAAAAAUAAAGUUACACACGCGCACACAAUCCAUCGUGCUACCACUGAUCCACAGCCUGACUCUGCCAACAUAGAUUGUCACUCUCAACACUUGCGAAGCAGUAGUUCCCUGUCCGUUUCUUGGUCAGUGAUCACCAUGGCUUGUCUUCCUGAGGGAGUGAGUCAGUGGUAUAAACUACAGCAGCUGGAUUCCAAAUUCUUGGAACAAGUGCACCAGCUAUAUGAUGACAGUUUCCCCAUGGAGAUCAGACAGUAUCUGGCACAAUGGCUGGAAGCCCAAGACUGGGAUCAUGCUGCUGGUGAUGGUUCGCUGGCUACCCUCCUCUUCCAGAACCUUCUGUCUCAGCUGGAUGACCAAUAUAGCCGCUUCAUGCAGGAGAACAACUUCUUACUGCAGCACAACAUCAGGAAGAGCAAACGUAAUCUGCAGACCACUUUUGAGGAAGAUCCCAUGUUCAUGGCCAUGAUGAUCUCCAAAUGCCUGCAUGAAGAAAGGAGAAUCCUUGAAACUGCUGUGUCAGCAGAUCAGAUGCAAUUGGGGAAUGUGCAGAAUACUGCGAUGCUGUGUAAAGUGAAGGAGCUGGAUACAAAAGUCAGAAAUGUGAAGGACAAUGUCACUGAAAUUGAGCAAAUAAUCAAAAAUCUGGAGGAUGCACAAGAUGAAUAUGACUUCAAAUAUAAAACCUUGCAGGUCAGAGAAGGUGAGGCCAGUGGCUUGAAGACAGACGACGACUAUACAAUGGAAAAAAUGCAGCUCCACACUAUGUAUUUGCAUCUUGACCUCAUGAGACAGGAUGUGCUCAGCAAGAUAACACUUUGUCUGAAUGUGACAGAACACACACAGAAUGCUUUGAUAAGGGAAGAACUGGUUGAAUGGAAGCAGCGGCAGCAAAUGGCUUGUAUUGGAGGCCCGCCCAAUGCAUGCUUAGACCAGCUUCAAAACUGGUUUACUACAAUAGCUGAGAGUCUUCAGCAAAUUCGUCAGCAGCUGAAAAAACUGGAGGAGCUGGAGCAGAAGUUUUCGUAUGAGGCAGACCCCAUCCCCCAACAGAAAAAAGGGCUGUAUGAACGGACGAUGGGCCUUUUCAAGCAACUCAUUCAAAGUUCUUUUGUGGUAGAAAGACAGCCUUGCAUGCCUACACACCCUCAGAGACCGUUGGUUUUGAAGACUGGAGUGCAGUUCACAGUAAAACUGAGAUUGCUGGUGAAACUACAGGAGCUGAAUUACAAAUUGAAGGUGCAGGUUGUAUUUGAUAAAGAUGUCAGCGAGAGAAAUGCAGUUAAAGGAUUUCGAAAAUUUAACAUCUUGGGGACGAAUUCCAAAGUGAUGAACAUGGAAGAGUCAAAUGGGAGCCUGUCAGCAGAAUUUAGACAUCUGCAAUUAAAGGAGCAAAAGAACGCUGGAAGAACUAAUGAGGGGCCUCUCAUUGUAACAGAAGAAUUCCAUUCUCUCUGUUUUGAGACUACGCUGGAACAGAGUGGUCUUAUAAUUGACCUUGAGAUCACCUCCCUUCCUAUUGUUGUGAUUUCCAAUGUCAGCCAGCUACCGAGUGGAUGGGCUUCCAUUUUAUGGUACAACAUGCUGACGAAUGAGCCCACGAAUGUCUCCUUCUUUCUGAAUCCACCAUGUGCAAGGUGGUCUCAGCUUUCUGAAGUGCUCAGUUGGCAGUUUUCUUCUGUCACAAAAAGAGGACUCAACGGAGAUCAGCUGAACAUGCUGGGGGAAAAAUUGCUUCCUAACGGAUGCACUGCAGAUGGCCCUAUUACUUGGAUGAGGUUCUGUAAGGAAAACAUAAAUGAUAAAAGCUUCCCCUUCUGGCUGUGGGUUGAAGGGAUCCUUGAACUCAUUAAGAAACAUCUUCUCUUCCUCUGGAAUGAUGGAAGCAUCAUAGGCUUUAUCAGCAAAGAACAAGAACGCAUCUUGCUCAACGAUAAGCUAAACGGUACUUUCCUCCUGAGAUUCAGUGAAAGUAGCCGAGAAGGAGCAAUCACUUUUACCUGGGUAGAAGAAGGGCCAGGAAAUGAACCUUCCUUUCACUCAGUGGAACCCUAUACAAAGAAGGAACUUUCUGCUGUUAGCCUGCCUGAUAUUAUUCGCAGUUAUAAGGUGAUGGCGGCUGAGAAUAUUCCUGAAAAUCCACUGAAAUUUCUUUAUCCAGAUAUUCCCAAAGACAGUGCAUUUGGAAAAUACUACUCCAGGCCCAAAGAGACCUCAGAACCCAUGGACGUAGAUGGUGGAGGAAAAGGAUACAUCAAAACUGAAUUAAUCUCGGUGUCUGAAGUCCAUCCUUCCAGACUGCAGAGCACAGAUAAUCUCUUGCCAAUGUCUCCAGAAGAUUUUGCUGAAGUCAGACGGGUGAUAAGCCCUGCAGAAAUUAUGAUAUGUUCAGAAUAUGCAACAUAAGAGCUGCUGGGUACGCCUGCAUCAAGUCUUACGUCACUUUCAUAUCUACAGCUAGUGGAGGACCUAUUGAGGCUCUAGGAGGAUGCAGCAUUUGGUCUCUUAGGCUGUGAAUAUGGCUCUGCAUAAUGUAUCAGUACCAUACUGCUUUGUUUGCCGAAAGAGCAUCUAGAAAACUAAAAAUGCUUUUGUAUUCCUAAAAUAGUGGUUUAAACUAGUAGUCCAGUACAUAACUUAUUUUCCUGCAACUCUGUUCUGUGUCAGUCCAAAUUCAUGGCUAAGUUGUUUUUUAGAAGUAAAAUUCCAAACAAUAAAGGGGGGGGCGUGUUGCAUACAUGCCAACCUUUUCCCUGUAAAAUUGAAUGUUCUUUCAAAAACAAAACACCAAGAAUGUUUGAGAGAGGGUGUGAAGUGUAAGACUUAAGUACAUCUUGCCCUGCAGAAAUCCAGUCUGGUUCAUUGCUGCCUCAAACAGAGCAGGGCUUAUUGGCAGGAUUGUAAGGGGCAAAAUACAUUCAAAGCAGGACUCCUUUGUGUGACAGGUAUAGCUCCUAAGGGUACAGCUUGUUUAUUUGGAAUUAUGUCCCACUCUGCUCCAUGGGACUUAACUCAAGUACAUUGCUUUUAGCCCCAUUCUAGCACUGAUGGCACCUUUUGUUGCCUUCAUGGAACAGGUGCCACUAGCCUUGGUGUGGGAUCAAGUGAAAAUGUGUUGCAUGAGGGGGGGUGAGGUAAUGCCAGAAAAAAAGAUCACUAACACUGCAGAGCGUUGGGGGAGGCAGUAGGAAGACAGAACUGAAUGCCUCCUUAUCCUGUAAGAUCUUUGGGCUUAACUAUAGAUUACAUGCAGCUACGCUUCUUCUAGGGAAAACAUUAACUCUUGUGCUCUUCCAAUUCCUUUUCCCUUUCUAGGAUUUCAAACGUCCGUUUGCAAAAAUAAACUGUUUCUGCCCGUCUUA